Alosa sapidissima (American shad) is the source of this 2404-nucleotide messenger RNA. RefSeq names its product zinc finger, AN1-type domain 2A (gene zfand2a). Bases 397 to 1236 code for a protein of 279 amino acids. The transcript is spliced from 10 exons. The record is from RefSeq and is a predicted model, not a curated record. Gene Ontology annotation, molecular function: zinc ion binding. Lineage: Eukaryota; Metazoa; Chordata; Actinopteri; Clupeiformes; Clupeidae. Gene Ontology annotation, biological process: proteasome-mediated ubiquitin-dependent protein catabolic process; protein targeting to ER. Gene Ontology annotation, cellular component: cytoplasm; endoplasmic reticulum.
UAUCUAUAACUAGGCCUACUGAAUGUUUUAUCCCAAUUCUGGCACCAAGAGCCUCAAAACAAAAACUGCUGCAUCACUGCCUUCCUGUGGCAAAUUCUGGAAGAAGCCAGCACUGUCGUGGUUACGUCACGACGGAGUACUCGGGCGCGUCCAAAAAUGCGAUUACCCAGUGAGCUCCUAGUUCUAGCCAUAGACUAGCCCUAACAGCAGUGACUUCCUACUGACAUAAAUAACAAGCUGCUAGCAGCUGAUCGCACAGUCAUCCGGUGUUAGCUGAAAAUUCCAUCCUGGUGCGCCCGUCCUUAUAACAGGAUUUCGACGCGUUAUUGCGAUCCCUACAUAACAGAAGUUGUAUUUUUACGUUAGUGAUCAGGGACUAUUCAUCACCAUAGUGCCAUGGAAUUUCCAGAUUUGGGAGAGCAUUGCUCAGAGAAGUCCUGCAAGCGACUAGACUUUCUGCCAAUGAGAUGUGACGCCUGUGAAGAAAUCUUUUGCAAAGACCAUAUCACCUACGCCAAUCACAAGUGCACUUCAUCCUACAAAAAGGAUGUCCAAGUCCCAGUGUGCCCGUUGUGUAACAUCCCUAUCCCCAUCAAAAGAGGAGAGAUGCCAGACAUUAAAGUUGGAGAGCACAUAGACCGGGACUGCAAGUCAGACCCAGCACAGAGGAAAAGAAAGAUCUUCACAAAUAAAUGUUCGAAGGGAGGCUGCAAGCAGAAGGAAAUGAUUCGUGUGACGUGCGACGAGUGUCACUUGAACUACUGUCUGAAGCACAGGCAUCCGCUGGACCACGACUGUAAGACAGACGGCAAACCGGUUUCUAAGUCUGGACACGCCGCUCUGAUGAGGGCCCAGCCAACCUCCAGUAGCAGUUCUGGCAGUUCUUCCAGUAGGGGGAGCUCUCGCCCCGUCUCCAAUGGCAUGCCAGGGAAUUCCAGGACCCAUAGCAAUGCACAAGCAACAUACACUCAAGCCCCUACAGUGGCUGCUUCAGCACAGAAUGUCAUACCCCCAUCAGUGUCUUUCCAAGCAGGACUGACAGAGGAGCAGGCUCUGCAGAGAGCUCUGGAGAUGUCUUUGGCAGAGUCGGCGCAGCCAAGCCCUCCUCAGGCACUCAGUCCGCAGGAGCAGGAGGAUCUGGCCCUGGCUCAGGCCCUCGCUGCCAGCGAGGAGGAGUACCAGCGGCAGCAGCGGAGACAACAGGUAGCCCGCACCCGUACGCUUAGCAGUCAGUAGCAUGCUAACAGGAGCCCCGUACUAGGGAAGGGAUACCAGACCGUCCAACUGCCUCCUUUCCUAACAUGAGCACACUGGAGGGAAUGAUGGACGGACUGAAGGAUCGUCCGAGUCUGAUAUGCCUCGUACGCAGGAGAACCUCCAGUAGUCUGCUAGUGACCAGGCAUCACCAGACCACUCCUUGGACCCAGCAUCCCAAUCUUCCAGAUUCAACCAAAACCAACACAGAAGACUUUGCUAUUUGCAUCACACUUUUUACUGUGUGUGUGUGUGUGCGCGCAACUGCUGCUCACAGACUUUUGCUGGGAUCCUCUGCUUUUAUAUUAUAGUGCUCAAAUUGUACAUAUUUUCUAUAAUGGUCAUGGUAAUCAAUGCCAUAGAAAUUCCUUUCUUGAAUAAAUUAUUUUAAAGAUGUUUAUCUUGGCUCGUGAUCUUGUUUUUAAUGUGUUUAAUAAGGCAGUGUUUCUGUGACCACCUAACCUGGGAGGUAAUCUAAUGUAAUGUAAUUGAACAAAUGGUGCCUUUGUAGCUGCUGUUUGUUUGCGGCCUCAUCUUUGGGAAUAAAUAGUACAUCUUUGCAGAGAUGAAAGUAGAAAUGCAUACAAUGGUUCACUCAUUCUGAUGCUAUCUCAAAUUCUGUGAAUAGACCAGUAGUUUGACAUUUUUAAGGGCUUCACCAAUAAUCUCUUAAGUUUCUCUAUCUACAUUUACCAAUAGCCUUUUUAUGAAGUUUUAAUUCUUCACAUUCUGGCUGUUUGAUCUGCUGAAAAAUUAUUUGGGCACAGUCUUGUUUGAUUAUGUAAAUUAGACAUAGCAUCCAUAUUUAUUGACAUUGUUUGUUCGUCAACAAUGUAUGUAUGUCUUCCAUAUUUGUGCACAAUUCAUCUUCAAGAUUUAUGUCAUAUUGACGCUUGAGAAAUUGUUCAUGUUCUACGAUGAGCAGAGCCAUUGUUGUUAUCCGCCCACCAGGGGUCAUGGUUGCACUGCGUAGCGCUCAUGGCAUAUCUUCUGACGUACUGUGCAUCAGAGAACAACACCUCUAGCAAGUUCAUGUAGUGUUUGUGAGUUCAGUGCUGACAACGUUGCAUUCAGCGGUGGAAAAAACAUUUUUUUUCUUCCAGUCAUUUUCUAUUCUCCUGUAUGCUGAAAUAAAGGCUGUUCUCUCUCA